ACCGCGCUGGCGAUCUCGCCGCCCUGCGGCCGUCGUCCAUCUCCGGUACAGGCAGCCCGCCAUGGAUGCGAGCCUAGGUCUGGCCGCGACCAACCUUCCUCGACCUCGGCUGUCCUUGGCGCUACAUCUGCGCCUCGCAUGGAUCCGGUGAUGGUGGGAUCGAUUCUGAUCUCCCCGCCGCCAGUUCCACCAUGGCCAGGGGAUCAAGGUGCUUUCCCCUCCCUAUGUGGCGCGCGAGGGCCUGAUUUGAAUCCUGCUACCCCACUCGUCAGGGAGGACACCGCCAUGGCUCACACCUCUCCUGGAUUGCUUACACUUGGCAUGAUCUCCACCGCACCUGGUAGGGCUUCUGCCUGCUCCGAUUUGGAGGCUGUAGAGGAGUUUUUCGGGCAGCUCUGGGUUGUUCCAGGGACGCCGCCGCCUUCCCCGACCUCAUCCCGCCACUGCCUCGUCUGGAUCCGCAAGGAUCUCGCCGGUUCCGGCCGGUUUACCAUCUCCGACUGCUUCCCCGCGCUGCCGGCGGAGCGAUUUCUCCCCGUUUCUCGCCAAGUUCGGGUGGGUCGUCGUCAGGAUCGUGCAUCCUACGCCGAGAUCCUGGCAAGGGGAUCCAUGGCGUCGGGUGGUUUGGGUCGCGGACGUGGUCGUGGUCCUCUACAGGCGCCGCCACCUCCCGCUCCACGCCUCAACCCUCCCGCCCCUACUAUGCGCCCGGUCGCCCCCAACCCUGCUCCUACUACGAAUCUGGUGGGUGCUGGGGCUCCAAGGGCUCAAUCAGGUCAAUUCCAGCGACAAGGUUCGCAAGGGCAGGUCCAGCAACAGCACAACCGCAAUUACGGGUAUCAACAGAACAACCAGAGGAGAUUUCAGCAUAAUCGUCCAGCUCAAAACGGUAAUAAUCGUCAGAACCCUGCUGGUCUAGUUUCUGCACAUGUGGAGCCUAUUUUGCCUGUGCCUGCUCCUGCUCAGCCUGCUGUCCCCACCCCUGUCCCGGAACAGGAACUCGAUCCUCGAUAUAGUAAGCUUAUCUGUUUCAAUUGUGGAGACCCUGGACACUUUGUUGGAAAUUGUGUGAAGCCAAAAAUUUGCUUCAUCUGUAAUAUUCCUGGUCACAUUGUGUACAACUGUCCGGAGUGGCUUAAGGAACACCCUGUAGCUGAUUACUUUGGUAGUGCCAAUUCUGGGCUUGGGUUCUAUCAUAUUGACGUCCCAGAUCAAGCUGAGACUCAAUGGCUCAAUUUCAGAAAUUGUGGAAUUGUUCAAGUCAAAAAAGGGGAGAUCAAUUUGACAGAAUUGGAAAAAAGCUUGUCUGGAAUCUUUUGCAAGAACAAGAGUUGGCCAUGGCAGAUGAGAGAACUUGAUUCCGCAAAUUUCCUGGUACGUUUCCCUCCUUGGAAGAAAGUGGAAGAGCUGAUCGAGUUCCCUGCCUUUGCUUUGAAGGAAGAUAGUGUUACUGUCAAGAUUGUCUCCUGGGAUAGAGAAGUGCCGUCUAUCUCGGAAUUGGUUAACAUUUGGGUGACAGUCAAAGGCAUACCUCCAAAAUGGUGUGCAUGGAAAACUUUUGCACAAGUUGCUUCGGUUAUUGGCAUUCUUAUGGAUGUGGACUGGCCUGUUCUAUUCAAGUCCUUCUAUGAAUCAGUUAGAAUUCAGGUGGCUGUCAGAGAUGUGUCCAAAGUUCCUUCUGGAAGAAUUGUGGAGAUGGAACAGAAACUGUAUAUGCUCACCUUCUUGUUUGAAUCUGCCUCUGGUUCUAGCUCGGGUGACGAUAACCCUCCUGGUCCCUCCAAUGUGGUGGUUCAACCUGAACCCACCUCCCUCAUGGAUACUGACAACAACUCCAUUCCUACUGAACCUGCUCCAACCUCCCACCCUGCUCCUGCUUCUGCACCUGGUGGCUCUAGAAGUUGUGUUGAAGCUCCUCUGGUUAUUAAUCUGGAUGGUGUGAGAAUAUUGGAUCAUGUCAGCUGGAAUGGUGAUGACCUUGCAGAUAGAGACUUUGCUGAUGACUUGGUUCUUGUGGAUAGUCCAUGCUCUAUUCCUGCUAAAUGGGAUUACUCUAGGUUAGAGGAUUCAGUGUGGGACUUUGACCCCUCUGUUCUGAAUAUGGAUGAACUAGUGGAAGCUGAUUCAACUACCUUGCUCGAGCACUCCUCUGUUAACCUCACAUAUUGCUCAGACAUGAUUAAAGAGAUUGAUGAUGAUGGCUCGGAGGCUGAUAGUGAAGAUAAGUUUCUGGAUGCAGAAGACAAUAUGACUUUGGCCCCAGAGAUCUGCAAUCAAAUCUUCUCGGCAAAGCGCAACCUUCUUCCUUCCUUGGACCUUGUCAACACCCCUGUGGUUCCUCAUAUUCCCACUCUGCCUGUGAAGUCAAAGUGGGGUCCGGUGGUGGCUCCUCGUAUGGGUACUCGCAAUCAUGGUGCGGUUAAUAUCAUGGAGAAGGCCAAAGAAUAUCAAAAGAGGAAGAACCUUGAGGUUCCUACUCGUGGUAAAGGGAAGAAGUUGGCUCGGUCUGGACAUGGCUUGGAGCAAGGUGACUGCAUGUCUUGGCAGAUGGAGGGUUCUCUUCGUGGAUGUACGUUUGGAGGAGGUGGACCAGUUGAUCUUGAAGAUGGAGCAAAGAAGAGGAGACCUGCUAAGGAUUAUUUGGGAGCCACCUUGAGUGAUUUUCGUAUCUAGCUGCUCUUAGUCACUUGGAAGGUCUGGUCAGGUGACCUUGAAGUUGGAGUGAUAGACAAAAAGUGAUCAGGUCGUCUGGGAGCCAACCUUUGAGUGGAAAAUGUCUCUAGCUGAUGCUGUUUAGUUUUCUUGGCCUUUGAGCUGCUGUAGCUUAUGAUGCUGCUCUUUUAUUUUCUUAAAAUGCUCUGUGGAACCUGUUAUAUGCUGUACUGAACGGUUGCAUUAUUAAUGGAACCGGGGGGGCGCCCCUUUUCUCUAAAAAAAAAA
Molecule: messenger RNA, 2940 nt
Organism: Lolium perenne
Lineage: Eukaryota; Viridiplantae; Streptophyta; Magnoliopsida; Poales; Poaceae
Molecular function (GO): nucleic acid binding; zinc ion binding
Source: RefSeq, a predicted model, not a curated record